CCCAGUUAAUAAAACUGAUAACAAGUGCCAGCAAGGCUAACAUGGCACUGGAAAUUGGACUUUACACUGGUUGUUCCUCACUUGCGAUGGCGGAAGCGCUUCCUAAAGACGGCAAAGUGGUCUCUUUGGAAAUUGAGAAAUGCAUCGCGGAUGUGGCAAGAUCUUUUCUAGAUAGAUCACCAGUAGGGAAUAAAAUCGAAAUUAUGAUAGGACCAGCUUUAAACAGCUUGGAAAUCUUGGCGGAGAAACGAAUGAAAUUUGAUGUUAUUUACAUCGAUGCCGAUAAAAAAGGAUAUGUUCAAUAUUACAAGACGAUUUUUGAAAAAGAUCUGCUCGCUUCGGAGGGAACGAUCAUUGUGGAUAAUGUUUUGAAAAGUGGAGACCCGUACUCGGGAGAGAAGUAUGAAUCGAACUCGGAUGCGAUAGUGGAAUUCAACGACAUGGUUCUCCGCGAUAAAAAUGUCCACAAGGUUAUGAUUCCCGUGAGAGAUGGAGUAUACCUCAUCAGAAGAAUGGAGGACACGGAUAAAGCCUAAUCAUGCUGUACUGAUUUAUAUAGCAAUGUUAAUAAAUGAUAGCGAAUUCCUA
Messenger RNA from Magallana angulata, 588 nucleotides. Its product is annotated as probable caffeoyl-CoA O-methyltransferase 1. The transcript has 4 exons. Bases 42 to 536 code for a protein of 164 amino acids. NCBI's taxonomy places the organism in Eukaryota, Metazoa, Mollusca, Bivalvia, Ostreida, Ostreidae. Gene Ontology annotation, molecular function: S-adenosylmethionine-dependent methyltransferase activity; O-methyltransferase activity. The record is from RefSeq and is a predicted model, not a curated record.